Arachis ipaensis is the source of this 733-nucleotide messenger RNA. The record is from RefSeq and is a predicted model, not a curated record. NCBI's taxonomy places the organism in Eukaryota, Viridiplantae, Streptophyta, Magnoliopsida, Fabales, Fabaceae.
CCUAACCAGCUCCUAAUUUGCUCUCUGAGAAUAGUGUGCAAUGCAUUUUUCCUCCGUCGGUCCUGUCCGCCACUCGGCGUGCCUCGCCUCACCUCGCCGUCGAAGCCCUAUCUGCCACUCGGCGUGCGCUUCUUCUUCUCCUUCUUCUUCUUGUUGUUGUUGUUGUGUUAAAAUUUGAAAAAAAGAAAAAAUUGGUGAUUGGAGAUGAUGGGUUCAGGUACCAAUUUGGUUACCACGGUCAUUGGGUUUGGGAUGAGUGCCACUUUCAUUGUGUUUAUGUGCACGAGAAUCAAUUGUAGGAGGAUAAGAGGGAGUGUUGAAUCUCGCAUGAUGUAUAAGAUUGAAUCCAGGAUUGACAUAGAACAGGAAAAUAUUUUGUUGUGGCAAAGACGGUGUGAGGAUGCAUUGUAUUCCCUGCUCACUUUUGGUGCUCGACGGCCUAUGCGUCACUUGGCAUUAGUUGCAGUGGCAAAGAUCAUAUCCAAGGGAGAUGGAAUAUCUGUUUAUGCUAGAGCAAACAGCCUUUAAGAAUUUUUUUCUGAUGGUUCUUGUUACCAUAAGGAAAAUUCAUUUCUUCAAUAUACUUGCUUUUGAGUUUUUGUCAUCCAAAUUGGUUCGCUUGUUCAAUAUACUUGCUUUUGAGUUUUUGUCAUCCAAAUUAGUUCUCUUGUUUGAAUAACUAUAUAGAACUCAAUUUUUGUAAACGAUUUGUUAUUAUUCUAUCAAUGAUUCU